AUGGGCGUGGCCAGCGUCUUGACCUCGCUCGUCAGCGGGCUCUUGCCCCGCGACGGCAUCAGAUACAAGUACAGCGCUGUCCCGGCGUCGACCGAGGACUGCGAGUCGCCGCCGCCCCCCCAUGAUGAGCAGCUCGUCCAUGGCAAUCACCGCCCAAGACCGCUCCACGAGCAAGCAAGGCUGCUUAAACUGACUGCUGGCGCCAUGAUUCUCUUCGCCGUCUUGGCCGCUGCCGCCGUAUAUGGGCAGGCCCAUCCUGACUCACGCGGAUGCGAGGCCACGGGCUCCUGCGAUGGCGUCUCUCCGCACACCUGGGGACAGUACUCGCCCUACUUCUCGGCGCCGUCAUCCCUUGACCCGGCCUUGCCCCACGGCUGUGAGCUGACCUUUGCUGCCGUGCUGUCCCGUCAUGGCUCGCGGUAUACGACCAAGGCCAAGUCGUCGCCGUACCAUCAGCUCCUCGACCGCAUACACGCGUCGGUUGACAAGUAUGGCAAGGGCCUCGAGUUUAUCCGCGACUAUACCUUCACGAACCGUGUCGACGACUUGACCUUGUACGGGCAAAAGGAGCUCGUCCAGUCUGGUGCGGCCUUCUAUCAGCGGUAUAAGGACCUGGCGCACGGCUCGGAACCGUUUGUGCGUGCUUCCGGGUCCCCGCGCGUCGUCAUGUCAGCUCAGAACUUCACGAGGGCCUUUUACGAGGCUCAGGGGAUCAGCGGCAUGGGGAAGCUGGAGCAGAUACUUGUGCUGCCGGAGAAGGUUGGCUUCAACAACACGCUUGAUCACGGCACGUGCCCAGGAUUUGAGGACGGGCCCUGGAGUGCGCUAGGGGAUGGCAAGCAAGAGAACUGGCGGUCCAUCUGGGCAGCGCCCAUCAUGGAGAGACUCAACCACAAGCUGCCCGGGGCGAACCUCACGCUCGAGGACACAGUCUAUCUCAUGGAUCUGUGCCCCUUCGACACGGUCGGCACGCCCAACGCGACCAAGUCGGACUUUUGCAGGCUGUUCUCGCAGGAGGAAUGGCACGGCUACGACUACUACCUGUCGCUCGACAAGUGGUACAACUACGGCAACGGGAACCCUCUUGGCCCGACGCAGGGAGUCGGCUACGUCAACGAGCUUAUUUCUCGACUGACGGGAAAGGCUCUCGUGGACAACACCUCGGCCAACUCGACGCUGGACGCAUCGCCUGACACAUUUCCCCUGGACCGGAAGCUGUACGCCGACUUCAGCCACGACAGCCUAAUGACGUCGGUGUACGCGGCGCUCGGCCUAUACAACCGGACCGGCGACCUGCCCGACACGCACAAGCUGUCGCCGGGCCAGACGCACGGCUACUCGACGUCGUGGACGGUGCCGUUCGCGGCGCGCAUGUACGUGGAGAAGAUGCGGUGCGCCGGCCACACGGGGAGCGACGAGCUGGUGAGGAUCCUGGUCAACGACCGGGUCGUCCCGCUGCAGGGCUGUCGAGCCGACGGGCAUGGGCGGUGCAGGCUGGGAGACUUUGUCGAGGGCCUGUCGUUUGCGAGGUCGGGCGGCCACUGGCCCCUGUGCUAUGCAUGA
This is a messenger RNA of Purpureocillium lilacinum, 1563 nucleotides long. RefSeq lists its product as uncharacterized. Gene Ontology annotation, molecular function: acid phosphatase activity. NCBI's taxonomy places the organism in Eukaryota, Fungi, Ascomycota, Sordariomycetes, Hypocreales, Ophiocordycipitaceae. The record is from RefSeq and is a predicted model, not a curated record.